AAAUAACUUAUUUAAUAUUUAAUAUUUUAAUAUUAACAAUAAAAGGGAGGGAAAAAACCUAAGCUAGGGUUUUGGUGCGUGCUUUUUGUUCGUCCUUCUCCGCUGGGGAUUGGAAUUGGGAUUGAGAUUGGGCUGGAUCGAUUGAACGAACGAAGGAUCGAUUCGAUCAUUCGAUGGGGGGAGCGCUGCAGUACUUGGAGGCGCAGCGGAAUGCGCGGCCGGAGCUGGCGGAGUGGUACGACGCCAUGGCCGACCUCUACCAGAAGAAGCUCUGGCAUCAGCUCACCCUGAAGCUCGACCAGUUCUUCGCCCUCGCCGUCGUCCAGACGGGCGAUACUCUUAUUCAGCUGUACCACAACUUCAUUACUGACUUUGAGACAAAGAUCAAUCUCCUGAAACUUGCACAUUUUGCUGUGGUAGUUUCUCGUCAGUAUACUGAAAGGGAAACUGCCAUUAGCUAUCUUGAAGGGAUGAUUGAAAAGCUGCGUGCCACAAGGGAGUUGCGGAUUGAGGAGCCUAUUCUUUAUGUGAAGAUGCAAAUAGCUGCAUUUAACCUUGAGAAAGGGGACCAGAAGGAAUGUAAGAAAUAUCUAGAGGAUGGAAAGACUACGUUGAAUAGCAUGACUGACAUUGAUCCUUCUGUUCAUGCUACCUUUUACUGGGUUUCUUCUCAAUAUCACAAAAGCCGCCAAGAAUUUGCUGAGUUCUAUAAGAAUGCUCUUCUUUAUUUGGCAUACAUGUCAGUGGAAUCUCUUUCAGAAUCAUUUAAACUGGAUUUGGCAUUUGACCUGUCUCUUUCUGCCUUGUUGGGGGAUAAUAUAUAUAAUUUUGGUGAAUUGCUAGCCCAUCCAAUUAUAAAUUGUCUUCUUGGAACCAAAGCGGAGUGGCUUUACCAUAUACUUCAUGCAUUCAACACUGGCAAUUUAGCUCUUUAUCGUGAACUUUGUCAUGUUCACAGUACUUCUCUGAAUGCACAGCCUGCAUUGGUAGCAAACCAGAAAAAGCUAAUGGAAAAAAUAAACAUACUCUGUUUGAUGGAAACCAUCUUUAGCCGACCUUCGGAAGAUCGCACCAUACCGUUAAGUAUUAUAGCUGAACGAACUAGACUUUCCAUAGAGGAUGUGGAAUAUCUUCUUAUGAAAAGCCUCUCUGUUCAUCUUAUUGAAGGCAUUAUUGAUCAGGUUGAGGGGACGGUCCAUGUCUCAUGGGUACAACCUAGGGUUUUGGGGAUAUCACAGAUUAAAUCCCUGCGAGACCAUCUAGAUAAUUGGCUGGGCAAGGUGCAUACUGCUUUGUUGUCAGUUGAAGCAGAGACGCCCGACCUGGUGGCUUCAUGAUGUGCGUUUCAUAGCCCUCUAAACAAUCUGUUAUGCAGAAGGAGACCAAAACAAACGAAUGUUGCUGCGGCUCCUUGCUCUGGAGCCCUGUCUCUUUUUUGCCUUCCUACCUUAAAAUUUUUGAGAGGGACCGCAGUUUUAUGCUCACUGAGGUGUCCGUAUUUGGUCUGUAUUUUUCAAUUCCUAGGAAGUGCUAAAACAUAAGAUACAUGCUUGCAAAACAGUGAGCAGGGCACAGAAAACGGCAGCCUGGUGAAUGUUUCUUUUGUUUUCGAGUUCAGGUCAUUGCACAUUGGUAUGAAAGAAGAGUGCAUGCUUUGAGGACGAUGCGAGAAAAAUGCUGCUCAUUUUUUCUGACAGGCAUCACCAUCAUUAUUACUAGCAACAUUAUCAUAUUUAUCAAUGUGCUGUAAUUUUUUGAAUUUAUUUUUGGAACAAUAAUAUACAUUUUUAUAUACUUUUAAAGUCGCAUGGAGACUAAGAAUUAGA
Molecule: messenger RNA, 1826 nt
Organism: Phoenix dactylifera (date palm)
Lineage: Eukaryota; Viridiplantae; Streptophyta; Magnoliopsida; Arecales; Arecaceae
Product: 26S proteasome non-ATPase regulatory subunit 13 homolog B-like
Biological process (GO): ubiquitin-dependent protein catabolic process
Cellular component (GO): cytosol; proteasome regulatory particle, lid subcomplex; nucleus
Molecular function (GO): structural molecule activity
Source: RefSeq, a predicted model, not a curated record